CCUACACUAGCAACCAUUUGAACCCCCCACCUUCUGUUCAAUUUUCAACGACUUGCCACUAGGAUAGAAACUGAAAGAACUGAGAACCUCCGCUAAAAUGGCAGCCCCUACUCUCCCUAAUCUUCUACUUUCUCACGCCUUCCUCCUCCUCCUCACCAUCAUCACCACGACAUCCUCACCAUCACUCGCAUCUCAGCCAUCCAAUUUUCAUAGGCCCCCACGUUUCCUCGGGAAAUUCUCACACAAAAUCAAACCUCCUCCUCCUCCUCCUCCUCAUCAUCAUCAUAAUUAUCAACAAUACCGAUAUGAAACACGAUACUUUUACCAACGACUCGACCACUUCAGCUUCUCAAACCUCCCGAAAUUCCCGCAGCGGUACCUCAUUAACUCCGACAACUGGUCGGGUCCCGAUAAACUAGCCCCUAUCUUCCUCUACUGUGGCAAUGAAGGCGAUAUAGUAUGGUUCGCCGAAAAUACAGGAUUUGUUUGGGAAAUCGCGCCUCGUUUCGGCGCCAUGGUCGUUUUCCCUGAGCACCGGUACUACGGCGAGUCGAUACCGUACGGGAGUAGAGAUGAAGCGUACAAGAAUGCUUCUACAUUAUCAUAUUUAACAGCGGAGCAAGCGCUGGCGGAUUUUGCGGUGCUGAUAACUGAUCUGAAAAGGAACCUAACGGCUGAGGAUUGUCCAGUUGUGUUAUUUGGUGGAUCCUAUGGUGGGAUGUUAGCAGCAUGGAUGAGACUUAAGUAUCCACAUAUAGCGAUUGGGGCACUUGCUGCAUCAGCUCCGAUUCUCCAAUUUGAGAAUGUUGUGCCGCAUGAAAUAUUUUAUGAUAUAGUUUCUAAUGAUUUUAAGCGUGAAAGUAGUAGGUGUUUUAAUACUAUAAAAGAGUCAUGGAAUGCAAUAGCGUCUGAGGGUUUGAAAGAGAAUGGUUUGGUGAAAUUAAGCAGAACCUUUCAUAUGUGUAGCGAUUUGAAUAGCACGGAUGAGCUUGCCGACUGGUUGGAAUCGGCUUAUAGUUAUUUAGCAAUGGUGGAUUACCCUUAUCCUGCUGAAUUUAUGAUGCCACUUCCUGGACAUCCAAUAAGAGAGGUUUGCAAAAGGAUUGAUGGUUGUCCUGAUGGGACUAGCAUUCUGGAGCGUGUUUUUGAAGGUGUAAGCGUCUAUUAUAAUUAUACUGGGAAUGUUGACUGCUUUGAGCUGGAUGAUGAUCCCCAUGGCUUGGAUGGUUGGAACUGGCAGGUUCAGAAGUGCUUGGCUGUGCUUUUAGCUUGUACAGAGAUGGUGAUGCCGAUGGCCAGCAGCAAGUAUGAAAGCAUGUUCCCGACUUAUGAUUUUAAUUACACUUCUUUCGAAAAACAAUGCUGGGAUGAUUUCAGGGUUGUUUCUAGGCCUAGAUGGAUAAUGACUGAAUUUGGUGGACAAGAUAUUAAGACUUCCCUGGAAAAAUUUGGAAGUAACAUCAUUUUUUCUAACGGUCUGCUGGAUCCUUGGAGUGGUGGCAGUGUUCUGCAGAAUAUAUCGGAUACAGUUGUUGCCCUUGUUACAGAAGAAGGGGCUCAUCAUAUAGACUUGCGUCCUUCAACACCUGAGGAUCCUGAUUGGCUGGUAGAGCAGAGGGCAACUGAGGUGAAGCUGAUUGAAGGAUGGAUAAAUGAUCAUAAUCAGAAAAAAAGAGCAACUUUUGACAUGUAGAGGUGAUGGACUGCUGUCACUGCUCUAGUGGAUCUUUGCCUGUAGAUAACUGUAAGCCUUCUUGCUGGCUUACCCUCUGGAAUAACCUAAACAAGGAUGUUGGACACUUGGGUUCAACUUUUCAGGUGUCUAAACAUUGACAUAAAAAGGAAAACUACUGUAUUGUUCUGUUCUUUUUUUGGCAGCGAAAAAUUAGAAUCAGCUGCAGGUAUAUAAAAUACAACAAUACGGCUGUUUCUUUAACUGUUAUCUGCAGAGAACAGGAUAAGAGAAUCCUUCUGCGGCAUGGGUGAGGUUCUGAUUAUAAUAACCACCAAAGGUGUAUCAUUUGGUCAUUUGUAUAGUCUCUUAGGGAAACUGGAUUGGACAAAUCUAAGAAAGUUAAGAAUUUUUGAGAUCGCUGGAAAUUGUUUAUGAAA
This is a messenger RNA of Ricinus communis (castor bean), 2112 nucleotides long. Its product is annotated as lysosomal Pro-X carboxypeptidase. Gene Ontology annotation, cellular component: vacuole. The record is from RefSeq and is a predicted model, not a curated record. The coding region runs from base 98 to 1693 and encodes 531 amino acids. NCBI's taxonomy places the organism in Eukaryota, Viridiplantae, Streptophyta, Magnoliopsida, Malpighiales, Euphorbiaceae. Gene Ontology annotation, molecular function: serine-type exopeptidase activity; dipeptidyl-peptidase activity. The transcript is spliced from 10 exons. Gene Ontology annotation, biological process: proteolysis.